Messenger RNA from Bufo bufo (common toad), 1398 nucleotides. RefSeq names its product probable G-protein coupled receptor 33. Gene Ontology annotation, cellular component: plasma membrane. Lineage: Eukaryota; Metazoa; Chordata; Amphibia; Anura; Bufonidae. The transcript has 2 exons. The coding region runs from base 30 to 1034 and encodes 334 amino acids. Gene Ontology annotation, biological process: inflammatory response; positive regulation of cytosolic calcium ion concentration; phospholipase C-activating G protein-coupled receptor signaling pathway. The record is from RefSeq and is a predicted model, not a curated record. Gene Ontology annotation, molecular function: G protein-coupled receptor activity; complement receptor activity.
UGACAAUCGUGAGGAGGCAGUAAGUGGAGAUGGCUCCAGAAAACUGGGAGGACUCAGUGACCCCUAAUGUCACAUCAAGCUUACAUUUUAACACAAGUGAUGGACCAACCCAUGAAACCAUCCCAGCCUUCAAGUUGAUAUCCGCCAUAUUUCUGCUCUUCACCUUUGUGUUUGGAUUGGUCAUGAAUACUUUAUAUCUCUGGGUGCUUGGCUUCAGGAUGAGAAGAAGUAUCAACACCACUUGGUUUUUUCAUUUCAUUUUGGGCAAUCUUGUUUUCACCCUCUCCAUUCCAUUUUUCACUACUUAUGUUAUUAUGAGGCCACACUGGAUAUUCAAACUAUUUUUGUGCAAAGUUAUCAAUUCAUUAAUUUCAUUAGACAUGUAUUUGACCGUAUUUGUCCUCACAGUGAUCAGCAUUGACCGGUUCCUCUUGGUGUUUCAUCCUGUCUGGUACAGGGGACACAUGAACCCACAAAAGGCUACUGUUAUCUGCCUGUUUUUGUGGUUCUUGGCUCUCUUGUUCACCGCUCCCUACCUUGUGUUGCGACAAGUGAAAUAUGAAAAUAACAUCACCAUCUGUUACAAUGACUAUACGCUUUCUGGGCGGUGGAAUGGGCAGCGAGUGAAAUGGAUUAUGUUCACUACCCGGUUGUUUUUGGGUUUACUCAUUCCUUUUGUAAUCAUUACAAUAUGUUAUCUCCAAAUCAUCAUCAAGAUAAGUAAAGAAAACCUGGCAAAGUCUAACAAACCCUACAAGAUAAUCUGCAUUGCUAUUGCAUCAUUCUUUGUUUGCUGGACACCCUACCACGUAUGGUAUGGGAUGAGUGCUGAGCCAGGUCGGUUCCCAGAGGGUCUUCUAAAUGCGCUGAAUGUAUUAGCAACGAGCUUGACCUGUCUUAAUAGUUGUUUCACCCCAAUAAUCUAUCUAUUCAUUGUGGAGGACUUCAAAAUGAUGUUCAAAAAGUCUCUUUUGGAAUUUAUUGAGUUAGUCCUCAGCGAAGCCUUUACCUCAGCCAACUGGACUGUUGGAUGAAUAGAAAGAGCAACAAAGGACAAGACAAAUUAAGACUUACACCUGGAUAAGAUAUGAGUAUAUGACUAUAUGGUACAAUCGUCAAUUCAAGGCACUGGUGGAUGCUCUGACUAGGAUAGAAAACUUUAAGUAGAUCUUAGCUAUCCAUCCGUAACAAUACACUUGUCCACCCUGGAUAUGACCAUUAACCCCCUCAUCAACCUUGACAACCAAGGAUACUGGUGCCAACAAUAGGCACUUACCCUGUCACUGUUCAACCCAUAAAAGAGUCUUGAAACAUGAUUAGUGCUAAUAGCCAAACUUAGACACCCAUCAAAUACUUGCCUAGUAUACUUAGAUAUGUUACCUAUAGGUGGUAUGAUUA